GUCAUGUUCCCCAGGAGUUAGUUUUACGUGUAACAGUGCAGAAUGGCUACUAACUUUACUGUCUCCGUGGACGAGGUGUCCUGCCCUGUGUGCUGUGACGUCUUCACCAACCCGGUGCUGCUGCCGUGCAGCCACAGCGUGUGUAAGGCCUGUCUACAGCAGUGCUGGAGAGACGGCACUCGGAAAUGCCCGCUUUGCAGGACAGUGGCCCCCCCAGGGGCCGACCCCCCGGUAAACCUGGCUCUAAAGAACCUGUGUGAGAGGUUCGCCCUACAGCAGGAGGCUGGCGGGGCCUCAGAGACGCUCUGCAGCCUGCACCAGGAGAAACUGCUGCUCUUCUGUCAGGUGGAUAAGCAGCCCAUAUGCGUCGACUGCGUGUCAAACCUGCACAACAAUCACAAGCUCUGCCAUAUAAAGGUGGCUGUGCGGGACCAUCAGAUGAAGAUCCAGACAGCACUGAAACCCUUGCAGAAAAAGUUGAAGGUCUUUCAUGAAAUCAAAGACACUAUAAGUCAAACCACGCAGCACAUUAAGCACCAGGUCCAGUACACAGAGAAGCAGAUUACAGAGGAGUUCAAGGAGCUUCACCAGUUCUUGCAUCGUGAAGAGGCAGCCAGGAUCGCCGCCCUGAAACAGGAGGAGAUGCAGAAGAGUGCAGCAUUAAACAGGAAGAUGGAGGAAACAUCCAAAAAGAUAGAAGCCCUUUCAACCACAAUCUCCGCCAUUGAAAAGGACAUGGGAAAAGAAGAUGUACUAUUCCUGCAGAACUUCAAUGCAACAAUGAAAAGAGCCCAGUGCACCAUUCAGGAGCCAGAUGCUUCAGGACUACUGAUUGAUGUGGCCAAACACGUGGGAAACUUGAAGUAUACAGUCUGGGAGAAGAUGUUGGGGAUGGUGCAGUACACUCCCGUUAUUCUAGACCCCAACACAGCAUAUCACACACUCAGACUGUCUGCAGAUCUGACCAGUGUGCAGGAUUGUGAACAGGAACAACCGAACAAUAAUGACCUAGAGUCAAUCUAUCCCAUAAAAAAGGUUCUGGGUUCAAAGGGAUUCAGCUCGGGGAAACACCAAUGGGAUGUAGAGAUCAAGGAAAAUACUGUCUUUCACAUGGGUAUUGCUAAUACACCUACUAAAAGAAACAAAUUAGGAGAUGGAGAGUGGUCUCUGGAGCUGUCUGCUUGUUAUUAUUUAGUUUCAAGAGGGGGAAAUUACAACUUUAGAUUGGACCUGGACUGUGACCAGAGGAAGGCAGCAAUCAUUGAUCUCCAUGGCAAUAAAGUUAUUGAUGAAACUAAAUACACUUUUGCGGGGCCAAUCUUUCCAUACUUUGGUUUUAGCUAUGCGAAAGAUCGUCUGAAGAUCAUACCUUCCAAGGUCAAAAUAACAGUUUUAACAGGUGGUCGGUGA
Messenger RNA from Megalops cyprinoides (Indo-Pacific tarpon), 1410 nucleotides. Its product is annotated as tripartite motif-containing protein 35-like. Lineage: Eukaryota; Metazoa; Chordata; Actinopteri; Elopiformes; Megalopidae. The record is from RefSeq and is a predicted model, not a curated record. The transcript has 7 exons. Bases 43 to 1410 code for a protein of 455 amino acids. Gene Ontology annotation, molecular function: zinc ion binding.